AGGUUAGUAAGUGUCGUCCGCCGUGUGGUUUGCCCGCAGACACUCGUUCCGCCGGUACCUAGACCAUGCGUAUGAUAUGAUGCAUGUGAUACAGGGCUGUGUAUCAUCGUCCAUUCGCGUCUCGUGGUCUACCUGUGCGGGCAUUCCAUAGUGUUCUCGUUUUAUUCGAUUUGCACGUGCAUCGGCCUCGAUACUUGCGCCGCGUAUGUGUGUGUUUACAGUUAAUCGGUACGCGGUGUUCGGUAUGUGUGGAAUGGCGUGAUGCGGCGGCGCAUAGUGAUGAUGAUGAUGAUGGUAAUAUUAUUAUGAUGUUAUGACCGUCGGAGAGUAUCGUCAUGGCGGGUCUUUUGAGGGCACCGACGCGUUACCAGCACACUAGCGGCGAGGACAGGCUGUCCGGUCCCGAAGAAGGAAUCGAUAAUUUGCUAUUAGUGCCCGAAAGUGUGUUGGCCAUGGACGGCAAUCACUUACGGGACGAUUUGGACGGAUUGAGGUUCGCGUUUCGCAGGCAAUGCUUGCAAGCGGAUCUCGGACCCCAGGGAAACAUUUGGAUAUCGGGGGUAACUACUGUUAACUCUGACAACCGGCCAAGUACUGCGCCAACAGCACCUCAGAAUUCUUCAAAAGGAGGACUUCACUGGUUUGCUCAUGGUGCAGAAUCGUUUGACCCUUAUGACGAUACAGACGAAACAGGCAAAGAAAAUGCGAUUAAAGACCGCGAAGAACGAUUGCGACUCGUUCGCGAGAAACACGAUGAGGAACGUCAAAGAAAACUGGACGAGCUCAAGCAACAGGCGCUGGCCGUUCAAAGGUAUAGGGAACAAAAAGAAGAGGAACGAAGAAGACGCUUGGAAGAAAUGCGUACAAGAGACUUCGAGAGGAGGCAACAAGUAGAAGAGCGAAAACGACAGUUGUUCGAAGCGGAACGCGAAAAACGCGAAGCGAUUCUCAAAAAGAAUCAAGAGCGAGAGGCAAGAAUCGAGUCGAAAAGAAGAAACGAACGGAGUUCGAUUGUUUUCGCUUUUGGCAGUUCAACACCUCGAAUGCUUGAACCGUCGGAAACCGGAGGAUCUUAUUGGGCGAGUCGCAGAGCUACAUCAACCAGCAAUGUGAUGAUGUUGAGCAGUAUGGCUCCAAUGGGUCCCCUCACGAGACGAUCUUCAGAACGAGAGCUAAAUGACUGUUCGGGGAAAAAAAGAGCCGCUUCCGCCGGAGGUCUUUCGAAUCGUAGUUCCGAUGGGGUAACCGAAGGUGAUGGAAGCGCUGAACGUAAAGCGGCCAGACGCAAGACAGACCUGAUGCCCACUAUUGUGUCCCCACGUGAUCUAACGCCUAGCCGCCCUGGAUCAGCCAGUUCGUCCCGUCGUUCUCCAGGUAGGGCAAGUUCGAUGACACGAUUGGACAACGCUGCGUCAUACGGUGGCCGCUUGUCAUCAGCGCGCAGCAUGUGCCACUUGGCCGGUGGGGCUGCGCAAUCUGUUUUAGACGCUAACAAGGAACGCUCAACGCAUCGCAGUAUGAUCGCCUUGAACCCAGUGCCGCCGCCCAGGCUCACUAGAGCCGAGCGUCUACGUAAGCGCGCCAGAGAGUUUGCAAACUCCAAUCCUGCAGGAUCGAAAUCUGGAGAAAUGACACCCAACAAUCGACCACAGAGUUCUAUGAGCCAAUCGAUCACUGGGCCGUCGUCGCAACAACCAAGAUCCAGACCCGUGGCGACACCGCGAAAGCCUCGACCCAUUAGUAUAGCCGUGACCGGUGUUACGUCUUUAGAUCAAUCUGUGAAGUCUCCGGCCAGUGGGGAAAGACCUCCAUUGCCUAAAGUGAACGUUACCAAAAAAGCAAUUACCCCUAAAGUGGAAACAAAGAAAUUCCCUAGUGAUAAAUCGGUAGCAAAGGACAAGAACAAAAUUACAACAAAAACUGUCGAGUCCUCUGAACUUAACGAAUCGGGGAACAUCACCAAAGAUGAAGACAGUCGGAGUAGUUCAGUGCAAGAGUCUACGAACGAAGCAGCAGAAUGUGAUAUGACUGCUUCAAUGUUGGCUACCAAACAAAAGAUUACAACAGAAGUGGAAGCUAAAGCGGCUUUAGCAGAGCGCAGGAGACUGGCACGCGAACAAGCGGAAAGAGAAGCAGAAUUAGAGAGACAACGAUUAGAAGCCGAACGGAUAGCCGAAGAAGAACGAAUUAAACUCGAAGAAGAAGAACAGCGUCGCCAAGAAGAAGAACAAUUGAGACUCUUGGAGGAAGCUAGAAAAGCCGAAGAGUUAAGGUUACAACUUGCGAUAGAAGAAACUAAAAAACGCGAGGAAGAAGAAAAAAAGAAAAAAGAAGAAGAAGUUAAAUUAAAAUUAGAAAAAGAAGAAGCAGAGCGUAAGGCGAAAGAAGAAGCAGAAAAGUUGAGACAAGAAAUGGAAAUUAAACUAAAAAAAGAAGAAGAAGACCGACAAUUGAGACGUAAAAGAGUUGAAGCUAUUAUGUUAAGAACCAGAAACCAAGGGAAAGGAUCUGCUAAUACGACAACUAAAGAAGAGACUGAAUCUGCAGAGUUAAGUGCUGGAGAAAAAAUCGAUAAAACGUCGCCAGAAGUGGAUACCCCUAGUCAAAGCCAAAUAUCUAGUGAUGCUUUUAUAAGUGCAGAAAUAAAUCAUUCGUCUACCCAAUCGAAUGGAGUAGAACCUACUCCCAAACAAAACGGCCAUUCAAAUGAUAGUAACAUUCUUCAUACAAAUGGCAACGGCCUCUCGAACAGCAACGACCAAGCUAACGGCAAAGUUUUCGCUACAGAGCCCAUAAGUAAUGUAACUAGUAAUCUACUCGAUUUAUCGUUGGAGCCUAUUCCUUCGAACACAUUGUCCACUCAAAUCAUUGACAUUGGCAUGAGCAAAUGUGUUCAAGACAGUGCAACUGAUUUUACUACUACAUACCAAGAAAGUAAAAGGCCAGAACAACAAAUUGUUAAUGAUUUAUUAUCAUAAUGAAGGCAAAGUGGGCUGCGGCAGGUGUAUUCUACUUGAUAGUGGAUGAAGUAUUAAAUACGAGUGCUACUUUUAUUGUUAUUAUAUUAUUUUAUCUAAAUUAUUAAUUAGUCGGAAGAGUAGGGAAAUUCAAUAACAAUUAUUUCAAAUCUAGUUUAAUCGUACCAAUCAUACUUCAAUAUUUCUAAUAUAUUAUAUAAUUCUCGUAAAUACUAAAUAAUAAGUACUCUAUACAAUUUAAAUAAUAUUAAUGACACUAAAAGAUGAUCGCUUUGUCUUUAAACUAGAAAACUCGAUCGAUUUACUCGUUUUGUGAAUUUUUACCAUAUUACUAGAAAAUAUGUAAUCUGCUUUUUUUUUUUUUAAUCCGAAAUGUCUUACCGUUCAAUCCACUCAUUAUAGAUUGCACUUUACAACCUACAUGUUACAUUUUAGCUUUUUGAGGUUUUCUUACAUUGAGGUUUGUAAGAAAAAACAACCUGAAUGAUAACGGAAACUUAUUUUAGUGCAAUUUUAAUUGUGUAGCGUUGUUAAAAUGUAAUUUUUCGUUUAAUUAUUGUUCUUAAAUUAUAUAUCCAUGGCAGCUUACAAUGAUGAAAACAACUAUUUUAAUUACUGUAUAUUAUCUUUACACGCUUUUGAUUUUUAAUUUAAAAUGUUUUGUUCUCUUUUAUUUAUACGGAGUAUCCCCUCCUUCUAUCGUUUGUAAUUGAUUUAUUAUUAACACCGUGAUAAUAUCUAUUGAUAUAAGCUGUAAUUUGUUAGUACUGUCAACAUAAAUGUUUAUACUUAAAAAGACAAAGCCAUCUUGUUUUUUUUUUUUUACAUAAUAUAUAAAUAUAUAACGAUAAACAUAAUACCAUUUUAUUUGUAUGAAAUAGGCAAAAGUGUUUAUUAAUUUUUGUACAUUUUAGUGUUAACUAACAAUUAUUAUUUCAACUCUACUAAACCAUGAGUUUUUUUUUUUUUUAAUUCUUAUUUGUAUUCAAAUAGACUAUCAUAAGUGAGUUACACAUCAUUGUUUCAAGUUAUAAAUUAAUCUUAACAUUUUUAUUUUUUUGAAUCGAAUUCAUGUAAAACAAAUAGUGUUGUAAUUUGUCGGUUAAUUGUUAAUUUUGUUUGAUUAAAAAUAUAUCUUAAAUAAUAAAUAAGUAAAAUGUAUACAUAUAUUUAAUUUGUAAAUUUAUUUUAUUAUUAUGUUAACAUUUUAGACCUAAGCGAAACUAUCUAACUUGA
Adelges cooleyi (spruce gall adelgid) is the source of this 4214-nucleotide messenger RNA. RefSeq names its product ensconsin-like. Gene Ontology annotation, cellular component: microtubule cytoskeleton. Gene Ontology annotation, biological process: microtubule cytoskeleton organization. NCBI's taxonomy places the organism in Eukaryota, Metazoa, Arthropoda, Insecta, Hemiptera, Adelgidae. Bases 336 to 2978 code for a protein of 880 amino acids. The transcript has 15 exons. The record is from RefSeq and is a predicted model, not a curated record.